AUGGAAAAACUGUUGAGCUUGGUGGUUAUAAACAAGGUUAUUGUAUAUGUGAAUGAGUAAUCCCUAAGACUGGUAAAAUACACUUUGCAUUCGAAAUACUAAGAGUUAGUUGGUGGUGUAAAAGUAGGUUCUGGAUUUAGAGAAAUGAUUUAAUAAAAUGGAUAUAAAGGUGAUGGUUAGGGAUAAGGGUAUUCAAUAUUAUAAUUAAGAUAGAUCAUAUUUAUUAAGUAAUGGCGAUUCUUAACAUUUCCAUCAUUCUGCUAAUACUCAAGGAAAGGCAUUUAAAUUCUAAUCUAGUGAUAUACUGAUAAUAGAAGUAAGUAUAGAAUAGAAAUAUAUAAAAUGGAGUAAAUAGAAUUCAUAAGAUUAUCUAGUAGAAUAUCAAAUAUAUUUAGAUUACCGAAAUUGAUACAUUGUAUCCAUGCGUAUAUAUUGACAAUUCAAAAGUGAAAAUUAAGGGUAUAUUAUGA
Paramecium sonneborni is the source of this 470-nucleotide messenger RNA. Lineage: Eukaryota; Ciliophora; Oligohymenophorea; Peniculida; Parameciidae. The record is from the annotation of a GenBank genome assembly.